This is a messenger RNA of Podarcis lilfordi (Lilford's wall lizard), 267 nucleotides long. The record is from the annotation of a GenBank genome assembly. NCBI's taxonomy places the organism in Eukaryota, Metazoa, Chordata, Lepidosauria, Squamata, Lacertidae.
AUGGAUGGGAGAAAGCGAAAAGAAAAGACAAACCUAAUUGACAUUCAUGCUUUAAUAAGGCUAAUAAAAUACCGGACGCUUGGAACAGCCAUGCAACUGAAGUCCGUCCAGAACUUCAGGUGCAGAGCUGUCUUUGCUGCAAAGAGGAUUCAGGAAGCUUAUGAGAAGCAGAUGGGGCAGGCAGACCAGGGCUGUAUGCCGGCCAGGAUGGCAAUCAACCGACUGUGGUUGGCUGCAAGCCAGAUUUCAAGCUCUUUUCCAAACUAG